Molecule: messenger RNA, 678 nt
Organism: Adineta ricciae
Lineage: Eukaryota; Metazoa; Rotifera; Eurotatoria; Adinetida; Adinetidae
Source: the annotation of a GenBank genome assembly
AUGAAAGCUGCUCUUGCUAUCAUCUUCUUCGCCUGCGUUGCUGGCUCAAUGGCUGCUGAUGCUCGCCUCCAAAUCGUCGACCAACUCCUUGCUCAAGGUCAAGGUAUUGCUCAACAAAUCUUCAGCCAACUUCAAGCUACCAUCCUCGCUACAAUCCAAUCCGCUGUUGGUCAAAUUUCAGCCCUCAUUGGUGGACGAUUCGACUUCAGCGAAAUUUUCAACCAAUUCAAACCCAUGCUUGAACAACUCGCCAAUCAAGCCCUCUCACAAGUUCUCGGUAGCCUCUCAGGCAUCUUCGGUGGAUCCCGUAUCGAUCUUGCUUCAAUCUUCGGAGACUUCUGGUCCGGAAUCUCCACCCAAGUUACCGAACUCGGUCAACACUUCCUCAACCAAGGUUUAGCUGCUGUUCUCGGUGGACUCGGUAGCCUCGGAUCACGUGGAAUCAGCGACAUCUUUGCCUCAAUCUCACAAAGCAUCGGAACCGCUGUCACAGCUGCCCAAGGUGCCCUCACUGGUGCUCUCGGUGGAUUACAACAACUCGGAUCACAAAUCCUUGAUGCCUCAAAACCACACUGGGAACAACUCCAAGAACAACUUGUCGGUCAUGGCCUCAACGUUCUCGGUUCACUCUCUGAAACCAUCAACAACGUUCAUGGAUCAAUCGUCGGUGGUCGUUAA